AUGGGUCUCGCCGGAUCGAAGCUUUUUAGCUUCCUCUCCCUGCUCAUGAAGCAGAAGGAGAUGCGCAUUUUGAUGGUCGGUCUUGACGCUGCUGGCAAGACCACCAUCCUCUACAAGCUCAAGCUCGGCGAAGUUGUCACCACUAUCCCGACCAUCGGCUUUAACGUCGAGACUGUCGAGUACCGCAACAUCCAGUUCACCGUCUGGGAUGUCGGUGGUCAGGACAAGAUCCGCCCCCUUUGGAGGCACUACUUCCAGAACACCCAGGGUAUUAUCUUCGUCGUUGACAGCAACGAUCGCGACCGUGUGCCCGAGGCCCGCGAGGAGCUCCAGCGCAUGCUCAAUGAGGAUGAACUCAGGGACGCCCUGCUGCUCGUCUUUGCCAACAAGCAGGAUCUUCCUAAUGCCAUGACCGUCGCUGAGAUUACAGACAAGCUGGGUCUGCACAGCCUGCGGCAACGCAAGUGGUACAUCCAAUCCACUUGCGCCACCACGGGUGACGGUUUGUUCGAGGGUCUUGACUGGCUCGCCCAGGAAAUUAAGAAGAGCAGCAACUAA
This is a messenger RNA of Thermochaetoides thermophila DSM 1495, 558 nucleotides long. RefSeq lists its product as uncharacterized. The coding region runs from base 1 to 558 and encodes 185 amino acids. Gene Ontology annotation, cellular component: plasma membrane; cytoplasm. The record is from RefSeq and is a predicted model, not a curated record. NCBI's taxonomy places the organism in Eukaryota, Fungi, Ascomycota, Sordariomycetes, Sordariales, Chaetomiaceae. Gene Ontology annotation, biological process: vesicle-mediated transport; intracellular protein transport. The transcript is spliced from 4 exons. Gene Ontology annotation, molecular function: GTPase activity; GTP binding.